AUGGGAAAAAAACUAAUGGCUAAGCUUAGUGAAUUGGCACGAAACGAAAUAGUCGAAGAAGAUCUAAACGAUGAGAUAAAUAAUUUCUUUCAAAGUCCCUCUGAGCAAAGAUCAACCGACUCUAUUAAGAGUUCUCCUGAACAAAGAUCUACAAACCCAAUUAAGAGACGACGAAGAUCGGAAAUUACAAGCGAUGAACGAGGCACUUCCAAUGAAGCAGACAACAAAAAGGACAAGCUCAAGGAAUUUCAAGAAUCCCACGCAAAAAUGAAACAAGAUAAAAAGUGGGUUCUAUCAAAUGGAAAGUGUGUCGAGGACAUUAUCUUUAAACACUGUAGGCAACUGCCUAUCGAAACGUAUCUCCAUUCGUGGAUUAUCGAUUUGGAUGAUCGAGAAGCCGAAACGUUAUUUAAUGUGGAAGAGUGGAAUGAGAUUCGUCAUUCUGUAAGAGAAUUACCACAAGUUCAAACAAAAGACGAACUAAGACAGAUUUUAAAAACCACGUCUUUUCUAAAUGAGGGUGAGCUUUAUAAUCGUGAAACUCACUAUGAUGCAGAAGCACGUACUCGUCACAAAAAAUUGGAGCGUAAAAAGAUGGGAUACCGAAUGGACGAGUAUGGAGUAAUGGAAGUCGCCAAAAAAUUUGAAGCAACAAAAUUACUUUCUGAUGGAUAUAAAAUAGGAAAAGUUAUGCAUGAUACAUUUAUAUGUCUUAGUCAAAAAGUCCAUUUUGAAGAAGCAAGAGUAAGGAAAUUGCGGGUUGUUGGCAUGUUACACUUAGGUCUCAAAGCCCAAGUUCUACAUUUGAGUAGUCCUAAGGGGUAUGUGUCAAUAUUAAAAAGGGAAAAACUUCUUGAGGUACCAGCUAAAAUUGAUAGAAUUAAAGAUCUUAUUAGGGUCUUGGCUAAUGUAUGGAUAUUGAAGAGAGUAGUCAUGGACUGUGUAGAAACAGUAAACAUGAAAACCCAAAAUCAUGCCGAUUUUUUGCAAGAAAUUAUUGGAAUGGCAAAAUUAGUUCGUUAUGGUUGUGAAAUUAAUUUUUAUAAUUG
Messenger RNA from Racocetra fulgida, 1049 nucleotides. The record is from the annotation of a GenBank genome assembly. NCBI's taxonomy places the organism in Eukaryota, Fungi, Glomeromycota, Glomeromycetes, Diversisporales, Gigasporaceae.